AUGGAGAGUGAAACGAACGGAAACAUCUCUUCCCAGCUUCACCUGAACAACCGCAUUAACGCGAAUGACAGGGUUGACACCUAUGUGUUUGAGAAGCCUGAGGGUUAUGAAUCCUAUGAGGAGAUGAUGGCUCAAUAUGUAGCCGUUCUCACCAGGCAGUCUGUCAAGUGGUCCAAACUCCUGCAGGGGAAAGCCCACGUGGAAAAUAACCUGAAGGUGAAGCGGUAUGUGCGUAAGGGUGUGCCCAACGAGUACCGAGCCCAGAUCUGGAUGGCAGCCAGCGUGGCCCAGGAACACCUGGAGAAGAACCCGGGGUACUACCACUCUCUGCUGGGCACCGAGCAGCAGCACGACGCCAAGCUGGAGGAGACAGUCCGCAUAGACAUGCACAGGACAUUCCCCGAAAACGUGCAGUUCCGGAAGAGCUCUGAGCCCUGUCUGCUGAAGGCCCUAUACAAUGUGCUGCUGGCGUACGGACACCACAACCAGGUUGUGGGAUACUGCCAGGGUAUGAAUUUCAUUGCAGGCUACCUCAUCAUCACUAAGGAUGAAGAGAAGUCCUUCUGGCUGAUGGAUGCGUUAUUGGGAAGAAUACUCCCCGACUACUACAGCCCGGCCAUGCUGGGGUUGAAGACGGACCAGGAGGUGUUGGGGGAGCUGGUAAGGGUGAAAGCCCCAGCCGUGUGGCAGACCAUGGUCGAACACAACGUCAUGUGGACCUUGGUGGUCUCCCAAUGGUUCAUCUGCCUCUACAUCGACAUUCUGCCUGUAGAGUUCUGCGGAUCUGGGAUUGCCUGUUUUACAAGGGUUCUAAGAUCCUGUUCCGCGUGGCCUUGACUCUGAUUCGCCACCACCAGGCUGAGAUCCUGCAGGCCCGCUCCAUGGUCGAGGUGUGUGAGUGCUUCAAACUGAUCACUCAGGGAGCCUUUACAUACAACUGCCACACCUUCAUGCAGGAAAUCCUCCUUUCUCUUCUUCCUGAUUGACAGAAAUCUUCAGGGAACCAGGAAGUCUCUCCAUGGCAACCAUCACUAAGCUGCGGGAGACGUACAGAGAGCGUAUCGUGGCGGAGGAGACCAGAUUCUGCCCCUGACCACCACUAAGAACCUCCAUGAAGCAAUCGCCUUGCGGUUCGCCUGGCCGUGUUCCCGGUCAUUUGUGUUGCCCUGACGCUAACGAGAUUAUUAGAUCUCACAAUCCCUGGGGAAAUGUGUAAUAUCUCAGGAACCAUAUGAUGACAUCUGAGGUGCUAAAAUGGUCUGAGCGAUUGUAGUACCCCAUCUUACUGAAUAUUAUUUAUUUGUUCUCAGGUAGCAAUUCUUUGCAUUGUAAAAAGCUAACUGUAAUUUUCCUGUGGUAGGAUCUUGGGAACAAUAGGUUGGGGUUUGUUAGAGUGGAGUCGCUCUGGAUAAGAGCGUCUGCUAAAUGACUUAAAUGUAAAUGUAAUGAGAUUCUUUUUAAAUAUUUUUUUUUAACCUUUAUUUAGUCCAGUUAAGAACAAAUUCUUAUUUUACAAUGACAGCCUACCGGGGAACAGUGGGUUAACUGCCUUGUUCAGGGGAAGAAUGACUCAGCUCAGGGAUUCGAUACCGCAACCUUUUGGUUGCUGUCCCAAUGCUCAGACCACUAGGCUACCUGCCACCCCAAUAUGUAAGCAAAGGCUUGUUGGGUUGAAGAUGAGGUGUCACCUCUGAAAUGAAGUCACGGGCUGCAGUCCACUCCUCCGCGAAGUGUACACUCCCACCCAGGAAUCGUCUGGGAAAAGAAAUUCCAGCCUAUACUUACACCAUUCAAAUGCUUUAAAUCCAUGAACAAGUGCAUAAUUAGGCCCGAAUCCUAACUUGAUCUGUGCAUGUAUGUUUCUGCUCUAAUCUUCCAUUGAAUGCAUGAAUUAUGCUUGUGCAAUCAUACCUCUAUAGAUUUUGACUUCAGGGUAAAAGGUUUUGGAAUUGGACCUUUUUACUGUUUUGCCACAAUAAUGGACUGCUC
Messenger RNA from Oncorhynchus gorbuscha (pink salmon), 1989 nucleotides. RefSeq names its product growth hormone-regulated TBC protein 1-A-like. Lineage: Eukaryota; Metazoa; Chordata; Actinopteri; Salmoniformes; Salmonidae. The record is from RefSeq and is a predicted model, not a curated record. The transcript has 9 exons. Bases 1 to 837 code for a protein of 278 amino acids.